Molecule: messenger RNA, 945 nt
Organism: Orbilia oligospora ATCC 24927
Lineage: Eukaryota; Fungi; Ascomycota; Orbiliomycetes; Orbiliales; Orbiliaceae
Exons: 1
Coding region: 1-945 (314 amino acids)
Molecular function (GO): nucleic acid binding
Source: RefSeq, a predicted model, not a curated record
AUGUCUAGCCCCUCCCAACAGCACCAGACUGCAGACCUGGGUGAUGAAGGCCAGGAGCGGCAAGAUGACUCGGAUGAGCUAGGCGAAGAAGCCCGUCAACGAUACUUAGAAGGAUUAACCUACAUUCUCAAGGGUGGCGAUGCACGUUUCAUCCCCCAAUGGGAUGAACAAAUCAUCGGGUAUGAUGCUGCGUCAAAUGUCGUCCGAGACCAGAACAAUCCCCCAAAGCCGACCCCACCAACUGAACUUGAGCUUUACCCCUGUACGGAAUGUGGACUGGUCUGGAUAGGUGGUCACGAAAACUCUGGUCUCACCAACAUCCAUCCGAGUCACAGCAACCACGUUGUACAUCCGGUGAAUCCUUGCCGCUCAAUUUUGGUAUAUACCAAGGGUAUCUGCAGAGGAGGUGGAACACCUGACGCCAAAGCUGCUAUUGGUGUAUACUUCGGCCCGGGAUCACCCCACAACCGUUCCAUACUCGUCGAAAGACAAGCACCCGGCUCUCAAAUCGCUGAGAUAGCUGCAGUAGUCGAGGCAAUGCGAUAUAUGCGUACUGUGAUUCUCCCAAGGCGCAAAGAAAUUCUGCGAGAGUCACUGAGAACGCGAAGUCGUCAUCUAUCAUCGUUCAUAGCCUCCGCGAGUGGCGUUACAUCUAAUGAAUCUAUCGCUGUUCGGCUGAUUAUCGCUACCGACUACCAGUACCUCGUGGAGUGUCUCUGCAAGCCCCGUCCGCUUCCGAAAAUGCAACAGCAAAUUAGGGACCAAUUCUGUGGCGAAAAUGUACCCAAGGACAAUGAAGGUUUCAGCCAGAUCCUCAGUGAGAGGAGGAAACUUUCGAUUGAAGGGGCCCUAGUUACUUGGUAUCGCAUUGAUCCGAGCUUUAACUCGAUGGCGAAAGAGUUAGCAGAAUCGGGUUUAGGCUCUACCAGCACGAGUACAGAGUAG